CUCUCAAAAUGCUGUUACAACUUUUCAUCUUGAAUUAAUCUACACUUAUAAAGAGGGAGAUUAGCUCUGGGUUACCCAGUGGUGAUAGAUAGAUAGAUAGAGAAAAAUGAUAAUAAUACAAACAGAUUUGCAGAAUCUAACAAGAGACAGGCUUUUUUUGUCCAAAGGUUGAAUCAAAAGCUGCAAAAGCGAGGGCUUAAUGAGAAAGCUCACGUUUAAGGUUUUAUAACCUUCAUCCAUUUUCUUAACAACUUAACCAAAUUAGGAUUGGAGCCAGCUCUCAGGCCAAGAGGCAAGGAACCAUUCCACACAGGGCAAACAUAGAAAAACAGACAUAAUUUACAGUCACAUCCAACCCUUCUGCAAAUUUAUAGUCAGUCACUAACUAACUUAACCAUAUCUCUUGGUCUGAUGCACAGGGAAAAUACCGGGAGGCCCGAGCCAUGGGCUAACAUCAAUAUCAGAUUCCAAUCAAGGAGACUGGGUCACACCUGAAAUGACUGGAGCACACAGCUAAUGGCCAUCUGUCUGCCAGGUGGACAGUCGAGCACUCACUUUGCUGUAAAUGGAGACAAGGCUCGAGUUGGAUGUUUUGAUAUACCCAGAUGAAGUAAGGAUCGCUACUCCGGAUGAUCUCAGGGACUGGGAGCUGGAAACUGCGAGCCAGGUGUCCAUACCCACCGUCCGGCUCUUUGUUGCACUUUACCCGUACAACCCGGCUGCCAUGUCUCCAAACCACGAGACAGCUGCAGAAGAGCUGCCCUUUGUGCCAGGCCAGAUCAUCAAGGUUACUGGAGACAAAGACGCAGAUGGGUUUUAUCAUGGCGAGUCUGGUGGGCUUUCUGGGUAUGUGCCAAGUAAUAUGGUGGCUGAGAUCCCCGUGGAUGAUGAGUAUCUGAAGCAUCUACUCAUGCAGCAGGGAUUCCUCCCCGUGGACCACACAGGCAUGUCUCUAACACCAGACCUGAGCGAUGUCACCAGUAUCCCUGACAGUGGGGUUGUUAGACGAAUGGUAGCCUUAUUUGACUACGAUCCAUGGGAAAACUCACCCAACAUGGACAGUGAAGCCGAACUCGGCUUUCGUUCGGGAGAUAUCAUAUAUGUUUUAGGUGACAUGGAUCAAGAUGGGUUUUACUAUGGAGAUCUUCACGGACAACGAGGUUUGGUUCCAUCAAACUUUCUGCAGCUGUUACCCUGGGAUUAGAAGAAAAUGCACGCUAAGCUGUUUGCUACAAAUGCCAAGUCACAGACGCAGUGAGAAACCAGAAGUUUCUAUGUAAAAUAUGGCUAAAAGGACACUUCAUAUAUCAAAAAAUAGUUUAUUUUAUUUUUAUAUUCUACUAACUGCAUCUGUUUUAGACUGAAAGUAAGCAGCUAAUGAACCCCUCUGUUAGUAUCAAUAAGAAUGCUCAAAACUAAAAAGAGUUCAGGCUUUUGUUUAAAUGUUUCUUUAUUGAAAUAACAGAUACUUACAAACCCUUUGAUGCAAAAAAAACCAAAACAAAAAAAACCAAGAACAACAAAAAAACAGAAUAUUUACAAUAAUGCAUAUUUGGAAAAUUACAGGUAAAAGCAAUUUUUGCUUUAGGCGCUUUCACAAAAACACAAGAACUGACUUGCUAAAUAAAUUACCUGAUGGGAAUGGAUAAAUUAUUUUAGCCUUAAUAAUACACAAUUUACAGAUUUCUUUCUCCCCAGUGUUUUGAUAUAGUAUUUCCAUUUUUUUUGCCUUAUGCCCUGUGUAUAUAUUUUCUAUCACUGGCUUAUUUCAUACAAGUUAUUUAAAAAGAAAAAAAAAACUUUUUGAAUUUUGCAGCAAUUUUUUUGUAAAAAUAAAGAGACUCUUGUUAUAAAUGAAAAAAAGUUUUAAUCAUGUUACAAAUGUAAGAGCUGUAGUUAAACUGAAAAUAAACUGUCCUAAUUCUUA
This is a messenger RNA of Pelmatolapia mariae (spotted tilapia), 1927 nucleotides long. RefSeq names its product RIMS-binding protein 2-like. Gene Ontology annotation, molecular function: protein binding. Gene Ontology annotation, biological process: neuromuscular synaptic transmission. Lineage: Eukaryota; Metazoa; Chordata; Actinopteri; Cichliformes; Cichlidae. The transcript is spliced from 7 exons. The record is from RefSeq and is a predicted model, not a curated record. The coding region runs from base 566 to 1204 and encodes 212 amino acids.